Molecule: messenger RNA, 1011 nt
Organism: Psilocybe cubensis
Lineage: Eukaryota; Fungi; Basidiomycota; Agaricomycetes; Agaricales; Agrocybaceae
Exons: 4
Coding region: 1-1011 (336 amino acids)
Biological process (GO): branched-chain amino acid biosynthetic process
Cellular component (GO): acetolactate synthase complex; mitochondrial nucleoid
Molecular function (GO): acetolactate synthase regulator activity
Source: RefSeq, a predicted model, not a curated record
AUGGCCGCCAUUCUACGCGCCCGUUCAACACCAGCGUCCAUUCCUCGUCGUCUUUUUUCAACCACUACUCAGUUGAAGAGGCCAGACAAUGAUGCUAAAAGGCCCCCACAACCUCCUAAGCCCAUAGACGACUCUACUUCGGCUUUGGAUUAUAAGCGGGCGCAAAAGAUUCGCCCCCCUCCCCUUCCCGCAACCGACGUGCCCCGCUCGCGCAGUGCAGAAGAGGCUGUUACUAAUAUUUUGUAUAACACUCCUCCUCCGAGUCUGCAACCAUUUAAAAAGCAUAUUCUCAACUGCCUUGUUCAGAACGAACCUGGGGUAUUGUCCCGUGUAUCUGGUAUUCUUGCCGGGAGAGGAUUCAACAUUGAUUCCUUAGUCGUAUGCCGAACUGAAAUUCGUGACUUAAGUCGCAUGUGUCUCGUCCUUAGCGGACAAGAUGGCGUCGUGGAGCAGGCCAGAAGACAGCUAGAGGACCUUGUUCCAGUAUGGGCAGUGCUUGAUUACACAGAGACCAAAGUCAUUUCUCGCGAACUCCUUCUCGCCAAAGUUUCGAUUCUUGGCCCUGAAUAUCUGGAGGAACAAUUACUUGGUGGUCCUUCACACGAGCCACGCAGGGCGUCAGAGGAUCCAUCAGAAUCUAAGCUUGAGCGCGAAACUACAUUAGCACACAAUUUCGAACGCAGUGGUGCCCCGGAAGGCCAUGUCCCUGCCAUGACCCCUUCUCAAGCUCUGCGUCUCAAGCAUCAGCACUUACACUCGAUUUCCGUCCUAGCUGGUCAAUUUGGAGCUAAAGUGGUCGACGUCAGCGAGAACAGCGUCAUCGUUGAGCUCACCGCUAAGACAGCUAGAGUAGAGGCUUUCCUCAAUCUGCUCAAACCAUUUGGCAUUCUGGAGGCCGCUCGAACAGGACUUAUGGCUAUGCCCAGAACACCCAUCAAGACAGAGGAAGAUGAAUUGGUGCAAGAAGAUCAAGGAGGCCCUGUGGAUGCCAGUCUUCUUCCACCAGGCUGA